AUGGAUCCAUUUUACACUUCUUUCUCAGACUCGUUCCUCUCUAUUCCCAACCACAGAUCUCCAAUUUCCGACAGUAGUGAGUGUUAUCCGAAGAAACGAGCAGGGAGGAAGAAGUUUCGCGAGACACGUCAUCCUAUUAACAGAGGAGUUCGUCAAAGAAACUCAGGGAAAUAUGUUUGUGAAGUUAGGGAGCCUAACAAAAAAAAAGGAUCUGCCCUCCGUGGCCGCUACGCUUGUCUCAAUUUCGCGGAUUCGGCGUGGCAUCUUCGGAUUCCUGAGUCUAACUGUCCUAAAGAGAUUCAGAAAGCUGCGACUGAAGCUGCAAUGGCGUUUCAGAACGAGACGGCUACGACUACGGCGGCGGAGACAGCGGGGCAGAAAAUUGGAGAAACCGCGGAGCAGAGUAGUGUGUUUUAUCUGAAGGAAGAGGCGGUUUUGGGGAUGCCGAGAUUUUUUGAGAAUAUGGGAGAAGAGAUAUACUUGCCACCCUCAGAAUUAGGAUGGAAUCAUAACGACUUGGAUGGAGAGUCUGACGUGUCACUUUGGAAUCUUAGAGUUUGA
This is a messenger RNA of Eruca vesicaria subsp. sativa (arugula), 561 nucleotides long. NCBI's taxonomy places the organism in Eukaryota, Viridiplantae, Streptophyta, Magnoliopsida, Brassicales, Brassicaceae. The record is from the annotation of a GenBank genome assembly.